AUGGCCGCGUCGCAGAUUUGCGACAUUGCCCCCCGAACCACCUGCCUCCUCUUCGACCCGCACCGGCCCGGCCGGGACAGGGCACCCCGCCUGAACAAGAGCGGCUUCCUUCACGGCCUCCCGGUUGAGCGCGUAACGGCCCAACGCUGGCCGCCCCAUCGUCGGGAGGUCAAACUUCCACCGUUGCUGGGCUGGUUGGUCCGGGGAGUGGAGACACUGAACCGUUUUAUUCGGCCGGCUCAUUACCACGACUGGUUUAAUGAAAUAAUCGAUCCAAACUUCGAAUGGAAGUGGACCGGCAAUAGACCUGAACCAGAACUUCAGCCUGAGCCCGAACCAAAACCAGAACCGGAAGCAGAGCCUAAGCCCGAGCCUGAACCAGAACCUGAGCCUGAGCCUGAACCCGAGCCCGAACCGGAACCAGAACCCGAGCCUGAGCCUGAACCUGAACCGGAACCCGAACCUGAGCCCGAGCCCGAACCGGAACCGGAACCGAAGCCUGAGCCUGAACCUGAACCGGAACCCGAACCCGAACCUGAGCCCGAGCCCGAACCAGAACCCGAGCCUGAGCCUGAACCUGAACCUGAACCGGAACCGGAACCCGAACCCGAACCUGAGCCCGAGCCCGAGCCCGAACCGGAACCCGAACCCGAACCCGAACCUGAGCCUGAACCUGAACCUGAACCUGAACCUGAACCUGAACCUGAACCUGAACCUGAACCUGAACCUGAACCUGAACCUGAACCUGAACCUGAACCUGAACCUGAACCUGAACCUGAACCUGAACCUGAACCUGAACCGGAACCGGAACCCGAACCUGAGCCUGAACCUGAACCUGAACCUGAACCUGAACCUGAACCUGAACCGGAACCGGAACCGGAACCCGAACCUGAGCCUGAGCCAGAGCCUGAGCCAGAACCCGAGCCAGAACCAGAGCCUGAACCGGAACCUGAGCCUGAGCCUGAGCCUGAACCCGAGCCAGAACCUGAGCCUGAACCGGAACCUGAGCCUGAACCGGAACCGGAACCUGAGCCUGAGCCAGAGCCUGAGCCAGAACCCGAGCCAGAACCAGAGCCUGAACCGGAACCUGAGCCUGAGCCUGAGCCUGAGCCUGAGCCUGAGCCAGAACCCGAGCCUGAGCCAGAACCCGUGCCUGAGCCAGAACCCGAGCCUGAGCCAGAACCUGAGCCUGAACCCGAGCCAGAGCCUGAACCGGAACCUGAACCAGAACCCGAGCCUGAACCCGAGCCUGAACCCGAGCCUGAACCCGAGCCUGAACCGGAAUCAGAAACGAAACCUGAGCCAGAAUCAGAUUCUGUAUCGGAACCUGAACCUGAACCCGAGCCCGCACCUGAGCAUGAAGCAAAAUCUGAAACUAAACCUGACUCGGAGCCUAAGAAUUAAUGAAUCCCCUUACUUGAGUCAAAACCGUAACCUGAUUAGGAAUCGGCACCCGUCUCAGAGGCUCAAGAAGUUUUUGCUCCGAUUUUAUUCAACUAAUAAGUAUAUUAGUAAUAAAACUAUUUUUUUACGAGUAGUGCUAGGAGGAUAGUUAUUUAUUGAUUAUCAUAAGCACCAUUUUUUUUUUUCGCGGAGAAAGUGCUUUCUUUACCACUAUCUCUGAACUUGAAAGUCUUAGAAGCCCAUGCACACCGAAGGACAACCUCAGCAUCAACGGCAGCAUGAAGCCACCCAUGCUGCCGCCCAUUUCGGGGUUCGCUUAGUGUAUGUGAGGAUCUGUAUAGAGUACUAACCGUAGACAGCCUCUACGGUCCACUCAGGGACCCCCGAUCAUUUCUUUUAGUUGUUAUGACAGGCAUAAAAUAUUGUGGUGGUAUUUCCCAUUCGCUCCUGUGGUGAUAUUUACGGGCGGACAAAAAUUCUGUAUAUUCAUUUUUUCUUCUUUUUUCCACGUUGUUAGAUAUAUCAAAAAGUAUGUAUUGCUCACAGCUUUGUUCGUAUACAAACCAUUAUCCGCUACAAAAGUUUUGAAUCUAUAUUAAAUAUUAGAUUUAAAAUUAAAUUAUUUUCCAUGGAAGCAAAUGUAACCUGGAUAAAAAUAGCCUAUAUAUUAAUGAGGACAUGGAUGGACAUGGAUCAUCCGGUUGCCAUAUUCCAUCUAAGUCCGUUCAGCGGUGUCCACUUUUCCUUCUAACAGACAUCCGAAGUAUUGAAACGUUUUCCCAAACAUUCUCAUUUAUAAUAUAAGUAAGAAGUAAGAUAAGUUAAGAUAUACGGGUCAAGUUUCGUUACAAUAUAAAUAGAUAUGUAGUUGACGUGGUCAUCUAUUUCAUUUAUCUAGCUUGCCGGAUACAAAUAAAUUAUUUUUACAACAAA
This is a messenger RNA of Manduca sexta (tobacco hornworm), 2337 nucleotides long. RefSeq names its product cell surface glycoprotein 1-like. NCBI's taxonomy places the organism in Eukaryota, Metazoa, Arthropoda, Insecta, Lepidoptera, Sphingidae. The record is from RefSeq and is a predicted model, not a curated record. The transcript is spliced from 2 exons. The coding region runs from base 1 to 1404 and encodes 467 amino acids.